Molecule: messenger RNA, 3704 nt
Organism: Colletotrichum destructivum
Lineage: Eukaryota; Fungi; Ascomycota; Sordariomycetes; Glomerellales; Glomerellaceae
Exons: 4
Coding region: 87-2153 (688 amino acids)
Source: RefSeq, a predicted model, not a curated record
CUUCUCCAUUUCGUCACAAGCAAAGCCGAACCGACUCCCCCCUAUUUUCCCUCUGACGACGUGAGAUGCUUUGAUAUAAAACGUGAAUGUACUUGCGACGCAGACGGAUCAGAUCGACCUGCGAGGAGAAGUCGGACAUGAGACCGUCGCCAACCGAGGAGAUGAUGGAGGAGGCCAAGCUGUGGACGGGCCGGGAGCGGCACCGCGGGGGCCCGGACGAGGACGAGGAUGAAAGCCCUGUCGGAGCUGCUGGCGGCUCCGAGACGGAGGCGUGUCUCGGCGAUGAGGAGGACGAGAGGCCCGGGGUGCCUUUGGGGUCUGCGACGGCCCUCCCCAUUUACGUGUCGAUGCAUCGUGUGCGCCGGCUCAUCGUUGCGAGCAUAGACGAUCCAUACACGCUUGAUCAACUAAGCGAUCCCAGGAUGAAUCUUCUCACUGUAAGGCCUCUCGUUGAGCGUCUGUUUCACCCAAAGGAUAUCACAAUAGUCUACUGCCUCCUGGCCAACCGCCUCCACUUUCUCCGCCAGCAGGCGACCACGGUCCACCAGCCCGUCAAUAUGGCCCGCGCGGCUCUAUGCGAGCUGGUCGCCACCCGGGUCCUCCGCCGCUUCCACGAGUCCAACCCGGGCGCCCAGGGCCUGCUCUUCCUCUCGCACAUCCUCGUCGGCGGUUUCGAUCCCUUUGAGGGCGCCCCCGAGGCCGUCGAAUUCGAGGGCCGCCGCCAGUGGGCCGUCCAGGAACGCGGCGGCCUCGAGCGCAAGCUCACGGCUCUCGAGCUCGCCAUCCUCUCCGAGAGCAAGACCUUCAUCGGGUCCCCCGCCUGCCAGCGCGUUGUCAACGCCGUCUACGAAGGGCGUGUCAUCUACACCCCCCUGUCCUUCGUCGACAUCCUCCCGGACCACUACAAGUACCACCCCAUCUCGCUCUACGACCCGCGCAAGGCGCCCAUCCUGAACCACUACCGCCUCAUCGUCCCACGCUCCCGCCAUUUCAUCGAGUUCGUGCAGUUCCUCGUGCUCAUGGUGCUCUACUUCCUCGCCAUGCUGUACCGCCGGAGCAGCAACGAGGUCUUUGAGUUCCUCUUCUGCAUCUACGCCGCCGGCUGGGUGCUCGACGAGCUCGCCGCCGUCGUCGAGCACGGCUGGGAAGUCCACGCACAGAACCUGUGGUCCUGGCUCGACGUCACCUUCUCCGCCAUCUACGGCGUCUACGUGAUCGCGCGCAUCUACGACGUCGCCGCGGGCCACUUCCCCGACGGCCACGGCCUGCACAUCCUUCCGCUCGCGGCGCCCAUCCUGCUGACCCGUGUCGCCUUCAACAUCGCCCCGGACAACAUCGUGCUCAUCUCGCUGCACGCCAUGAUGAAGGAUUUUCUGCUGUUGUCGUUCCUCGCCUGCUGGUGCUUCAUGGGCUUCCUACUCGCGCUGCAGUGGCUCAUCGACUCCAACGACAACUUCAACGAGACGCCCUCGUGGUUCACCAUCGGCAAGUGGAUGCUCUGGAUCUGGUUCGGCCUCGACGGCACGGGCAUCGAGGAGUCGGUGCAGUUCCACAUUGUCUUGGGCCCUGCGCUUAUGAUCGGCUUCGCCUUCCUGGGCAACACACUGUUCCUGACGAUCCUCGUCGCCAUGCUCACAAACACCUUUUCCAAGAUCAUUGCCGACGAGACGGCCGAGGUGCAGUUCCGCCGCGCCGUGCUGACGUUCGAGGGGGUCAAGAGCGACGCCAUCUUCGCGUACCCGCCGCCCUUCAACAUCUUCGCCCUCGCGACGCUGCUGCCGCUGCGCUUCCUCGUGUCGCCGGAGUCGUUCCACAGGGUCAACGUCGCGCUCAUCCGCGCGCUGAACCUGCCGACGCUACUGCUCAUCAGCCUCUACGAGAGGCGGCAGUUCUCACGGCGGGCGCGGGCCAAGACAGGGGACCGGUCGCUUCUGGGCUGGAAGUUCUCGGGGUUUUCGCCGCACGGCGACAUCCAGGCCGUGUUCGAGACGGCGCCGCCGCCGGACGUGGCGGAUCUGAUUGAGGAGCUGGACAAGCUCGGGGACGAGGGCUCGCUCGCGGACGAGUUCGUGCCCAAGUUGUCCGCGGACUUGGGCCGGCCGAUCCGGUGGAGGUCAAGGUUACGGAACGGAGUUCAGGAGCACGAUGAGUGAGAUUUUGGUGGGGGGUAGGUAUUGGACUCUCUCCCUUACUCCCUCUCCCUCUCUCUCUCUCAUUAUCUCUUUAUUGUCUUCAUUAGAUUUAGAUUAUUGUAACAUAGCCCCUCCCCGCCUUUUCACAUCAGUUCGGAAUACCUCCACAUAACAUCCUACAACUUCCACACCUGCAGGUUGCGGUACCGCGCAACGAGCGGCUGCAUCUGUCUGAACCCGAUCCGGCCGUCCCGGAUGACGGGGCCCGUCGACUUGUCGUCGUAAAACUCAAAGAUGGGCAGGCCGUUGAUGGAGAAGCUGACCUCGCGCUUGUCCUUGACGACCUCGAUCUUGUAGAAGGCGCCCGCCGCGUCCGGGACGGGCGGCAGCGGGUCGCCGCCCUGGGCGACGAGGUGGAAACCGGGAGACUUGCGCAGGUUGGCGACGUGGAAGGCGCGCUCCUCGGGCCAGCGGCGGCGGAAGUAGGACGCGUGCAGCGUGCGGAUGUCGGAGGAGUGGUACUGCGGGUAGCUGCCGUUGCGCGGCUUCAGGGACGGGUCGAAGAUGGAGCCCUUGCCGUCGUCGGCGGCGGAGGCGGCGCCGAAGAAGAACAUGGCGAGGCCCGGCUCGGCACGCGGGGAGAACUCCCAGGUGAUGCGGAUGCCGUCGGGGAAGACCUCGGGCACCCACCAGACAAAGUAGUCGGCCUCGGCGCCGGCUCCCGCGAGCUCGAUGGAGGAGUCCACGGCGGUGAAGUUGAGAGGCCCCUCGGCGACCCAAGUGGCGACGUCCGAGGUCGAGUUGAGGGGGUUGCUGUAGAGGAGCGUCUCUGCUGCGGCUGCCAUUGUCGAGGCCGCGAGGGCGAGGAGAGGGGUGAAAGAUCGCAUCUUGAGAGGGAUUGAACGUGAGGAUGGCCUCGGCGGGGAGGAGGGAGGAGAUGUGGGAGAGUAGAUUGACGGGACCCUUGCGCGAUUAUCUGGAGUCAGAAGAGACAACGGGGGACAACGGAAGCAAAGGUUACAUUGCCGACCCUGAGUGGGCUGGCGAGUCUCGUCUCUUAUACCAGGUCCUUUUUACUCUACAAGCGCGUCACUCAAAUUCUCCAACGUCGAACGGGCUGAUGCUACACCGAGAUGCCCGAGUCCGGGGGGGGCGGGCAGGGGUGUGUGUGUCCCACGGCGGCGGACGGAACGGGCUAGACUAAGACGGGGGUGCAGCCGGCAGCCAAUGUUGCCAUCCAAAAGACCAAAGGUGCGAUUAAUCUAAACGACCUCUGAACGGAAACUCUGGGCCGUUGAGGGGAGGUUGGCAGGCCGCGCCGGUUCCGGGGUGGUGGCAUACAAGAAUGCUUAUUUCAAGACGCCUCCUCUGCCCUGCAUCACGCGAUCCCGACGGGUCAUGGAUGGGUUCCGCCAAAGGGGAGAAGGGUCGUCGUCGUCGUCGUCGUCGUCGUCGUCGUCUUCGAGACACCGCUCGCGCAAUCUCGGGUCCCAGUCGCUUGGGACGACUUGGACUUUGGCAAUUCCAGCGCUGCCGCUGCUGUGAAGCGGGGGAGCUGGAGAGAAAAGGGUC